ACAGCGGCAGCAAAAUGGCCGAAUAUCUAGCUUCGAUUUUCGGAACCGAAAAAGACAAAGUCAACUGUUCCUUCUACUUCAAGAUCGGUGCUUGUCGUCACGGAGAGAGAUGUUCGCGAUUACAUAACAAACCCACAUUCAGUCAGACAAUUCUCAUUCCCAAUCUGUACAUCAACCCGCAGAACAGUGCAUUGACUGCAGAUGGAUCGCACAUCCAGUUGAGCGAUGUGGAGAUGCAGCAGUACUAUGACGAGUUCUUCGAGGAAGUGUUCGUGGAACUCGAGGAUAAGUAUGGAGAGAUCGAAGAGAUGAACGUCUGCGACAACCUCGGUGACCACUUGGUGGGCAAUGUCUAUGUAAAGUUCCGCUAUGAGGAAGAUGCCGAGAAGUCUGUUCAAGGUUUGAACAACCGAUGGUUCAACGGCCGGCCAAUCCAUGCGGAGCUGUCCCCUGUGACAGACUUCCGUGAGGCGUGUUGCCGUCAGUAUGAGAUGGGAGAGUGUACACGAGGUGGAUUCUGCAACUUCAUGCACUUGAAGCCCAUUUCCCGCGAGUUGCGACGGGAAUUAUACGGCCGUCAACGCGGGGGUGGUGGAGGUGGGGGUGGGGGUGGAGGACGCAAGCGGGGACGGUCCCGAUCCCGCUCACCACCAACGCGGAGGAGUCACAGCCGCAGCAGGUCGCGCAGUCGUGAACGACGCAGGCGCUCGAGGUCACGCAGCCGUGAACGCAGGAGGGAACGCGAGGACAGGCACGGCCGAUUCUAAUACUGGAAUUCGGAGAGACUGUGUGUUGUUCCGUCAGGGAUGAGAAAGACUUCUUUUUUAUAAUGCCAAGCAUUCUUGAUCGAUUCCUAACAAUCGGCAAUUCCAAAUUUAGACACGGAACUUCUGUGGUGUAAACUGUGAAACUAAAACGUGGCAAAUUGGUGCAUUACCAAUUCACAGUUGUAGAGAAAAUACCAUUUUCCUGUCUAUUUUAAUGGUUAAUGCAUUACAUUUAAAAUCUGGCUUUUGAGUUUGCAUUUUACAUUUGCGAAAAUUGAACGCUCGUGAAUUUCACACCUUACAAAACAGGACAUGUGUGAAAUGGGCAAAUUUAGGCUUUGUCCAUUAAAAUCGGACAUUACUAGAAUUGACUCAGAACAUUUCUACUUCACGAAAGAACGCUCAUCCUGCCUCGGAGGAGGAAUACUCCCUUGAGAAAAUCACCUCCAAGUUCAGAGGAAACGCUAAAGAAGAAGAAUUUCUGUUUCUUUCAUUGGGACUUUUGAACUGAGAUCUUUGGUAAUUUUAGUAUUUCAAUCCUCAGAUGCUAAAAACGAACGAAAUUUUAUA
Messenger RNA from Lineus longissimus, 1337 nucleotides. RefSeq names its product splicing factor U2AF 26 kDa subunit-like. Lineage: Eukaryota; Metazoa; Nemertea; Pilidiophora; Heteronemertea; Lineidae. Bases 15 to 767 code for a protein of 250 amino acids. Gene Ontology annotation, cellular component: U2AF complex; spliceosomal complex. The record is from RefSeq and is a predicted model, not a curated record. Gene Ontology annotation, biological process: mRNA splicing, via spliceosome. Gene Ontology annotation, molecular function: pre-mRNA 3'-splice site binding; metal ion binding. The transcript is spliced from 7 exons.